Molecule: messenger RNA, 4347 nt
Organism: Haliotis rufescens (red abalone)
Lineage: Eukaryota; Metazoa; Mollusca; Gastropoda; Lepetellida; Haliotidae
Exons: 5
Coding region: 136-1551 (471 amino acids)
Molecular function (GO): zinc ion binding
Source: RefSeq, a predicted model, not a curated record
GGAGUACCGCCGUACUAAUCCGCCAGGGGCGUGCGUGUACUAGUGGUCAUACUCUGUGACGGUUCCGCCAUUAGAAUGCGCUGCGAAUCAUUUAGCGCGAAUUUCAAGUAGAGCCGUAGCCAAGUUUAUGUGAACAUGGCCAGCCAGUACCUGCUAUGGUCCGUGCCAAAACUCAAAUGUGCGCUCUUUCAACGAAAAGCUUCGACAGCUGGAAGGAAACUUGAACUGAUCGAGAGACUUGAAUCUUAUGACAGAAAUGAUGAUUUUGUUGGGCCAUCUGUCUCCAUCCCACGUCCAGAAGAUACAUCAUGGCCAGUGUCAGGAUUUCAACAGCUGAUGCCUUCCCAUCGUCAACUGCUGCCUCCCAUUUCCAAAGAAACCAUUGAGGGUUACUUCAUCUACCGUAUGGCAGGAGACAACCAAGCUGCACAUGAUAUCAAGGCCAUAGAGAAAGGUUAUCUGAUGUUUGAGGGGGACAGGGUGCUGGCAUGCAGUGUUCACAUACGUGCAUCUACUGAUGUAUACUUAAGUGGCAUCGUCAGUGCAUCUAUGAAAAACAAGGUCACAUACAAUUACAAGGUGAAGGUAGAGAAGACCGGGGAGCCAGUCAACUCCCACUGCGAGUGUCCUGCAGGGAAAGGACCACAUUCAACCUGUAAGCACAUCGCUGCGGUGCUGUUGAUGUUGGAGCAUUUCAUCUCAACUGGCAGUGUGCAAGUUGGAAAGAGCUGUACCGAAAACUUGCAGUUGUUCCACAAGCCCAAAAAAUCGUACAAAGGAUCACCCGUAACAGCUGCAGAACUGCCGUCAAAAAGAAAAUGGUCACAGCAUAUGCUGGACGAUCCAAGGCCACAAAAAUACAGACACAUGAGUGGCUACAAUGAUCAUGUGCGCAACAUGAUGACAAACUACUGCUCAAAGUCAUCUCAUGAUAUCGCCCUUAGAUAUGUUCACCCAAAAGCUGAUGUCCAGACAGCUGCUGAGGACCAUCACUACCUUAAACAGCCAUUUACAGAGUACAUGGUUGACAUGGCACUGAAGGUAACUGAGGAAUCUGCGAAAGAUAUUGAGGCAGCAACGCAAGACCAGUCCCGGAGCCCAGUGUGGCACACAGAAAGAAAGUGGCGCCUCACAGCCUCAAGGUUUGGUGAAGUGACCAAAAUGACCAACCGAAGAAAUAAGGAGAAGUUAUGUAAAUCAAUUGUGUCCACAAAAAAUUUAUCAUGUAAGCCUGUAAUUCAUGGAAAGCAGUAUGAAAAAAGAGCACUUUCAAAAUUUGAAUCCAUGUACAAUAUCAAAACAAAAAAGGCAGGUCUAUUUGUUUCCUGUUCUGAACCCUAUCUGGGUGCUACGCCAGAUGCCAUUAUUGAUGCUGAUAUCUUGGUUGAGGUGAAAUGUCCAUAUGCUGGAAGAAAUGAUCACAUUAAACCUGGUAAACAUUUUCCAUAUCUUCAUUACAAUGUAAACAAUCAGAUUUGUUUAAAUCCCAGCAGUCACUACUACUGUCAGGUACAGGGACAGAUGUACUUAGCAAAGCGUCAAUUUUGCUAAUUUGUUGUUUACACAUUCUGUGACAUGUUUGUAGAAAAGGUCAGUGUUGAUAAAGAUUUCUGUCAGUACUCAUUAAUUCCCAAACUUGAACUGUUCUAUACCAAACAUCUAAGACCAUACAUUGCUUCUACAUUGUAAAUCAUGUUUUUUCCCUUGGAUACAUCAUUAAGGCAUUUAUGAGUCCAAGCUUGUGUACCGGUAUGUACCAAUGGUAAUAACAGUAUGUUUGAUUCCCAUUGGGAGUUUGUGUUUGUGUAUUAAGCACAAUCAGGUUGUCUUAUUCCUGAAAUUAACUCAAAAUCUAAAAAUGUCAUACAGUUAUAUCCAGAUCUAAUAGAAAUAUUCCUUGGACUUUUUGUUGAUGAUGGUCUUUUCUCUUAUUCGGUAAUUGGUCUCAAGCGUCAAAUCAACAUUUUGGAAACUUAUUGUGACAAAUGGUGACUGUUCGUCAGUCUUUAUAACUAAAGUAUCAUUUUAUGCUUGGGUGUAGUAAACUCUGUAUCACUUAAGAAAAAAAAUAUCCAAAUAAGUUCACAUAUUUUCCAAAUAUCAAUUUGUUUCACAUGCUCAUGUCAACAUCAAAUGUUAUAUUAAUACAAAUUAUUAUAUUGUGCAUACAUCAUGCAUAUUCUGUGCCUUGAUCUAUAUUUGCAAUGAAUAAGCAAUUUGAAUUGUAAAUCAUACACAUGUCCAAUAUGAUUUAGCUACCAUUAAGACAGUUUAGUGUGAAGUUGAAGAUUCAUGAAGAUUCCAUUUGAAGAAUAUACACAGUACUCAACUAAUGUUUCAUAUAUACACACAUGUUUAUUCAGACACUCAAGAGAAAGAUUUUGGGUUUCCUCUAGAUUUCACUGAACAGGUUUACAACCUGUUACCACAAGGUACAUACACAUUGUAAGAGCAUCAGUGGAGCGGUACAUUGUGCUCAGGGGUAACUACAGUACACAGAGUUAGAAAUAAUAAACUGCUGUGGUUUGAGACUAUUACAAGUCAUUGGCAAAGUUAAAAUAUUGUGGUUUUGGUUUCCCAAUCAAUUGUUUGACUAAAUAUGGUAAUACCACCAAACAAAAUGACAGCAUGUCACCUUUAUCUUUCAUUUCAAAGCUUACCAUAUGCAUAAAUAACUAAUGAAAAGAAGCAAUUUCUUUGACACAUGAGAGAUUCACAUUUUAAUAUGACAUGCGUGUGUCACAAGUUACACUCCAUACACUUUUUGGGUCGUGGGGAGAUUUUCACACUCAGUUGAAAGCCAGAAGCCAUUACAAAUGUAAGGUUAGCCUUGUAUGAAUGUUUUCAGUGGGAUAAGCCUCAAAUAACUGAAAUAUUGUGAGCCCAUCGCUGUUAAAAACGGUCUCUUUGACUACAAAUGACAUAUGUUUGAUUGAAAUGAUUCAACCUUUGAAAAAUGUUGGUGCAAAUAAUGAAGUAAUUUUCAGACAAUGUAGGACUAUAUAUAUCACACAAGUGAAUGUCAAUAGUAUUGAUUAUGUACAUCAUAUUAGGUAUUGUUAGACUUUACCUUACAAAUUGAAUUUUCAACACCACUAGUCACAUUUUAAAGCCUUAAUGAAUUCAGUUCAGCUCCAUAAAUGUGAAAAUGUAGGUAACUUUAAUACUUUAUAUACAUAUUGUCAUUUAGUUGGUUGGUUUGUUUGUUGUUUUACGCCGCAAUCAGCAAUAUUCCAGCUAUAUGACAGCGGUCUGUAAAUCAUCGAGUCUGGAUCAGACAAUCCAGUGAUUGACAUCAUGAGCAUCAAUCCACGCAAUUGGGAUAGAUGACAUGCAUCAACCAAGUGAGCGAGCCUGACCACCCGAUCCCGUCAGUCGCCUUUUACGGCAGUAUGGGUUGCUGAAGACCGAUCCUACCCCGGAAUCUUCCCGGGUCUACUGUCAUUUAGAUUUUGUUGAAGAUGAGUAUCAUAUUAGGUUCAUAUGCCCAAGUUACUCUGUGAAUAAAAUUACCUUUUCAUAGCUUUAACAACACUCAUUCAAUGGUCAAUUAGCUAAAUACAAGAACUGUACAUCUCCUUAAAUCUGUUGCUCUGUAUAUGAAACAUGUUUUCAAAUUACGAGCUCUCACAUGACCACUUAUUAUUACGAAAAACUGUACUAUAGGCCAUGUGACCAUACCGAUUAUAUUACUACUGUAUAAGGCAGUUGGGUGGCCUUAUGGCUAAAGUGUUUGCUUGUCACGCCGAAGACCCGGGUUCAAUUCCCGACAUGGGUAACAUUGGUGAAGCUCAUUUCUGGGGUCCUCCGCCAUGAUAUUGCUAAAAGAGGUGUAAAACAAUUCUCAAUCACUCACACUACUGAAUAAAAUUCUACUACUACUACAAAUUUCAGUCACAGAUAUCACAAAGAAGAGAUGCUUCAAGCAAAUUCAUUUACAAUGGAAUUUCUGAAAUUUGAAAUAGCAAAACAAACAUAAACAAUCCGCGAUCCAAGUACUACUUUACUUGGUGGGAGAUGUUUUUUCAGAAUUUUGAAAGUUUUACUCAGACCAAUUAUACGUUCAACAUGGAUUCUUUUAGAAGCAAUUCUUCUAUCCUUAACAACAUCUUCUGGUUCUAACUGUGACUUGCCUUUUAACAUAGUUGGGGUGUUUACUUGAACAUCUUGGGCUGCAAAUAAGUCUUGAACCAUAAUGCCCCUGUCAGCCAUAAUGCUAUCCUGUUUUUCAAACAUACCAUGUGAUGGGUUAAGUAAAGGAGACUGUUCUAUGAUCUGUCUGUCACUUGCAGACCCCCCAAAAGAUUCACUAAUAAAUGAGACUGCCCCCCUGGGUGUGCAACCGAU